AUGAACAUGGAUAAAGAACCAACUGUGACAUACAGGGGCCCCCGAGAUGCAAGCACUCGGUCGGAGGCCCCGCGACCAGAUGAAGAAUUCGCCGACCCAUUGGCUGCGCCCUUGAAGCGCCAGCUGAAAUCGCGACAUUUGCAGAUGAUUGCGAUUGGAGGAAUUAUCGGGCCAGGUUUGCUUGUCAGCUCGGGGAAUGCGCUGGCUGAGGGGGGACCCGCGGGGGCUUUGAUCAGCUUUUCACUGGUCGGGAUCAUUGUCUUUUUUGUGAUGCAAUCCCUGGGCGAGAUGGCCACUUUGAUCCCUGUGACAGGAUCCUUUACCGAGUAUGCUGAGCGUUUCAUUGACGAUUCGCUUGCAUUUGCACUGGGAUGGGCGUAUUGGUAUCUGUGGGUCCUCGCCAAUGAAUACAAUGCCAUAUCGCUCGUUAUUGGCUAUUGGACCGACGCAGUGCCGCAGUGGGGAUGGAUCCUUAUAUUCUGGGUCAUGUUCCUGACGCUCUCCAAUCUGGGCAUUCUGGCGUAUGUCUUGGCUUUAAUCGUGUUCUUUAUUUUGGCGAUCAUCAUAAGCUCCGGUGGCAUUGGGCCUCAUAAAAUUGGCUUUGAAUACUGGCACAAUCCUGGAGCCUUUGCAGACUCAAUCAAUGGAGUUGCAAAGACCUUUGUCGUUGCAGGCACGCUUUAUGCUGGAACCGAAAUGGUCGGAAUCACAGCCGGAGAGUCUGCAAACCCUCAAAAGGCAGUGCCAAAAGCCAUUAAGCAGGUCUUUUGGCGUAUUCUGAUUUUCUACGUCGGUACCAUCUUUUUCAUUGGCAUCCUGAUUCCUUGGAACGACGACAGACUGUUGGGAUCAACCUCGAAGACUGCUAGCUCACCUUUGACAAUCUCAUUGCAAGACGCUGGAAUUCUUCCCGCCGCUCAUCUAAUUAACGCCUUGAUCGUGAUCAGUGUCAUUUCUGCGGGAAACAGCUCCCUGUACGUGGCAUCGAGAACCUUGCUCUUCAUGUCUCGGAACCGAAAGGCUCCAAAAUUCAUCGGGCGAACGAACAAGCUCGGUGUGCCGUGGGUUGGCUUGAUUUUCACAAAUAUCUUUGCCUGUAUCGUAUUCUUGGGCCAAUCCUCCAGUGCGGGCCGGGUGUACUCAGCCUUAAUUACCCUUUCUGGCGUGUGCACGUUCAUCGUGUGGUCUGUUAUAGGAAUCGCUCACAUCCGCUUCCGCCAAGCGCUAGUCGUGCAGGGCCAAGACCCAUCGAAGCUCCCUUACCAAGCCAUCUUCUACCCCUAUGGAACAUACCUCUCAUUGGCAGCCAAUGUGUUCCUCAUAUUCUUCCAAGGAUACACGUGCUUCCUCAACCCCUUCAGCUCGACCGAUUUUGUGAUCAACUAUAUCCUUCUCCCGGUGUUCCUGCUAUUCGUCCUUGGCUACAAGUUUUGGAACAAGACUCGCUUGGUCAAGUUGGAAGACAUGGAUAUCUGGACCGGACGAAGAGAGAUAGUCCAAUCCGAUGAGAUUGAAUCGCCCAAGUCACGAACAUGGUGGUCUCGCAUUUACUCGAUUGUGAUCGGAUAA
Molecule: messenger RNA, 1569 nt
Organism: Penicillium olsonii
Lineage: Eukaryota; Fungi; Ascomycota; Eurotiomycetes; Eurotiales; Aspergillaceae
Source: the annotation of a GenBank genome assembly